Molecule: messenger RNA, 1298 nt
Organism: Corythoichthys intestinalis (scribbled pipefish)
Lineage: Eukaryota; Metazoa; Chordata; Actinopteri; Syngnathiformes; Syngnathidae
Product: transcription factor HES-1-like
Exons: 4
Coding region: 159-773 (204 amino acids)
Biological process (GO): regulation of transcription by RNA polymerase II; regulation of neurogenesis; anterior/posterior pattern specification
Cellular component (GO): nucleus
Molecular function (GO): RNA polymerase II cis-regulatory region sequence-specific DNA binding; DNA-binding transcription factor activity, RNA polymerase II-specific; protein dimerization activity
Source: RefSeq, a predicted model, not a curated record
CUGUUUCUCGGAUUCCGCGUAGUGUCACUUUGGCCUGCAGCGGCGGACGUUUGUCAUCGUCAAAAAGCGUUCGGAGAUUUGCCAGGAGAAGGCGGGACCCGUUAUUUCCCCCUUGCCUUUUUCCCCUCAUCUCUCCCACCGCCCAAAGAGGUAUAUACAUGCAUGCGAAGAUGCCGGCUGGCAGCGGUUUGGAAGCGACGACCGCUGUGGAAAAUGCACGCGCUCAGACGAGAAAGUCUUCCAAACCCAUCAUGGAAAAGAGAAGGCGGGCGCGAAUCAACGAGAGUCUGGGCCACCUGAAGACACUCAUUUUGGAGGCGCUCAAGAAAGAUAGCUCCAGACACUCCAAAUUGGAGAAGGCAGAUAUCCUGGAGAUGACCGUCAAGCACCUCAGGAACCUACAACGACCUCACGUGACAGUCGCUGUGGGCGGCGACCCGUGCGUGCUGGGUAAAUACAGAGCCGGGUUCAACGAGUGCGUGGUCGAGGUGAGCCGUUACCUGUCGGCGUGCGACGAGGUCAACUCGGAAGCGCGGAGCCGCCUGCUCGGCCACCUGGCGGCCCGCGUCUCCCAGAUGAACGCCGCGGCCUUCUACCGGUCGGGACAGAGCGGGAUUCCCGCCCCUCGGCUCGCGGGCAAAAGCGUCUCGGCCCCGGACGGACGUUUGGCCUUUCCCCUUCCCGGCGCGGCCCUCGCGCCUCUGAGCGCGCAAAGCUACAUAUCUCCUGGCGCGCCUCCGCUGGCUUCAGACUCUGUGUGGAGACCCUGGUAGAGUCAGAAAACUGGACUAUCACGCUGUUUGACUUCAUUUUUUCAGAAAUUCUUUUGCAAAGGAGCUGGAAAAUGUUUGAUUUUUGUUGUUGUUUUUUAUUUUUAUUUUAUUUUUUAUAAGAUCUAGAUCAGUAUUUCCCGACUUUUAAGUUUGGCUGCCAUCGACGAUAGACGUCCAAUACAUUUUUUCAAUACCUCUCCUGAACAAUACUUUUCAUUGUAAAAAACAACAAGCAAGACAAUAUAUUAACAUACAAAGUCCAUAAUGAACUAUAUUGGAAAUUUUUCACCGUCGACGAUCAUGACGGAUUCAUCGCCCGAAGCUAACAUCUGUGCCGCCAUUGGAAGUGAAUGAAUGAAGAAAUGUCACAGAACGAGUAAAAAUCAAACAUUUACUUACAAAUACACUUAAGUAGAUACUAAAUCCGAUGCAGUGUUCUGUCAAACGGAAGCAUUAAAAACGGUGUCAUAGAGUAUGAUCUACAGUAUAUUGUGUGUUGGUUACAAUUGGUUAGCCUGGAGACAU